GCCUGGCGCAUGCGCAGUGUCUACGAGCGCGUUUGACGGACGGAGCAUGCGUCCCGCAUCCGAAGUUGAUAAAUUGGAAUUGAACAUGCGUAAUUGACCUUUGGAAUUAAAAAAAAAAAAAAUUCUUCAAGUAAAAGAACAGCGCCGCGUUUGUCCUCGGUGGCUUUAGUGUUGAAAGUGAGCAUGCGCGUAGUAAGAAGGCUGGUUCUCUGAAUUUGAACCCGACCAGAACCGCGGGGCCGAGAGUUGUAGGUUGUUCAUAUUCUGAAGGAACAGGCCUAAUGUGUGGCUCAGCAUGUCAAUAGUAACAGUGCAGCUUGGCCAGUGUGGCAACCAGAUUGGCUUUGAAGUAUUUGAUGUUUUAUUUAAUGAUUCCCAGUGUUCCCAGGGAUUCUGCUCUAAAAGAGAGAAUGAGGCAUAUCAGACAUCUUGCAAAGAAAGGUUCUUCAGAGAAGAAAAUGGAGUUCCAAUUGCUCGGGCCGUGCUUGUUGACAUGGAACCUAAAGUUAUCAAUCAAGUGCUGUCAAAGGCUGCCCAGCCCGGGCGGUGGAAGUACAGUCCGCAUGCGUGCUUCUGUCAGAAACAGGGUUCUGGAAACAAUUGGGCCUACGGUUACUCUGUUCAUGGACCCAAGCAUGAAGAGUCUAUCAUGAACCUAAUCCAGAAGGAAGUGGAGAAGUGUGACUCGCUGAGUGGUUUUUUCAUCAUCAUGAGUAUAGCUGGGGGCACAGGAUCAGGGCUGGGAGCCUUCCUUACACAGCGUCUGCAAGAUCACUACUCCAACGCUUUGAAAAUGAAUCAGAUUAUAUGGCCUUAUGGAACCGGUGAGGUUAUUGUUCAGAACUACAACUCCAUCUUGACGCUUUCUCACUUGUACCGAUCUUCAGAUGCCCUCCUCGUGCAGGAGAAUGACGCUGUCCAUAAGAUCUGUGCAAGACUGAUGAAAAUCAAGCAGAUCUCCUUUCGGGAUAUAAAUCAAGUCCUUGCGCAUCAGCUGGGAAGUGUGUUCCAGCCUACGUACUCUGCAGAAGGCGCAUUUCACUAUAGAACAAAUCCACUAGGAGACUUAAUGGAGCAUUUAGUUCCCCAUCCCGAGUUCAAGAUGCUGGGCGUUCGAAACAUUCCUCAGAUGUCUGAGAAUUCCCUGGCAUAUAGCACGUUUACCUGGGCUGGCCUCCUGAAGCAUUUGAGACAGAUGCUCAUUUCUGAUGCAAAAAUGGAUGAAGGUAUAGAUUGGCAAGUGCGGCCUCCUUUACCAAGACUUCCACCUCUUGGCAAAACGUCUCUCAACAGGGAACAGCGUUUUAACACUUCUCUUGCUAACUUGGUCAUCCUUCGUGGGAAAGAUGUGCAGAGUGCAAAUCUGGGGGGAUUCGAGGACCCAGCCCUGUACACCUCUUGGCUGGGCCCUGCCAAUGCCUUCUCCGUCUGGAAAACACCACGAGCCUUCAACAGAUACGAGAGGUCCGCAGCCUUGGUCAGCAACAGCCAGGCCUUCGUGAAGCCGCUUGAUGCGGUUGUGGGCAAAGCGUGGAAUAUGUUCGCUUCAAAAGCUUAUAUUCAUCAGUACACAAAAUUUGGAGUUGAAGAAGAGGACUUUUUGGACAGUUUCACAUUGCUAGAACAAGUUGUUGCCAGUUACUGUAACCUCUGAUUUUGAAUAAAGGGGGAAAAGUACCUUAAGGCAU
Molecule: messenger RNA, 1688 nt
Organism: Octodon degus (degu)
Lineage: Eukaryota; Metazoa; Chordata; Mammalia; Rodentia; Octodontidae
Gene: Tubd1
Product: tubulin delta 1
Exons: 9
Coding region: 296-1654 (452 amino acids)
Biological process (GO): mitotic cell cycle; microtubule cytoskeleton organization
Cellular component (GO): microtubule; cytoplasm
Molecular function (GO): structural constituent of cytoskeleton; GTP binding
Source: RefSeq, a predicted model, not a curated record